AUGGUUAACAUGUUUAGACGGAAAGACUCAAAACUGUCGACCAACGACGAGAAGGAUGACCGCGAGUCCUUUGUGUCAACCAGCAGUACAAGAACUUCAAAUGCAUCGAUGAAGGUUCCCAUGACAAUUAAGACUGUCAAUGGCGGAUCUGUUACAAUCCCAGAGGUCCCAGUCGCGCCCCCACCAGACCCAAACCUGGACCCAGCAGCUUAUCUACGAAGCAUUCAUUCUGUUCGCCAACGAUCAAGAGCCGUUAUGAAAAAAGCGAAGAGAAAUCAACUGAAUCACUUCGAUAUUGAUUUUAGCAAGUUUGCGGACACGGCUCAAUACGUUGCGUCCAUUAUCAAGCGGGAUUACGCCCCCGAUUACCAUGCCAUACCCGCCCAUAGUCGUUGGCAUCAUUUUGACGUUGGCGGGAGACCUCGGAUCAACCAACUCCUACAAUCAUGGCCUAGUACCAUUGACACGUUUGAACGGACUAGGCGACUGAUUGACCUCUUUCUUAUAUCGGUCUUGUUGGACGCUGGGUCGGGGAGUAAGUGGUCGUAUAAAUCUAAGGAAUCGGGAAGAAUCUAUAGAAGAAGUGAAGGUCUAGCGGUCGCCAGCCUGGAGAUGUUUAAGACCGGCUUAUUCAGUAGUGAUCCCACUGAGCCGUGCCAAGUGGAUGGCGCAGGCUUGAAAAAGGUCACUGUAGGGCAGCUUGCGAAGGGGAUGCAGCACUCCGAAAAUAAUCCAUUGCCCGGGCUGGAAGGACGGGCUGGCUUGCUGAUCAGGUUGUCAGAAGCGCUGAACAACCAAGAAUUUUUCGGGGUUGAUGCGAGACCAGGAAAUAUGCUUGAUUACCUUCUUUCCCACCACACCACUCUCGCAUCCUCCGUUCCCAUCAUUUCUAUUCCGACGCUGUGGUCCGUGCUUAUGGACGGGCUGUCAUCGAUUUGGCCCCCGUCUCGAACUCAGGUUGACGGCGUGUCUAUCGGAGAUGCCUGGCACUGUUCUGUCCUAGCAUCGCCGCCGGCAUCGAUAUCUUGGGAGAGUAUUGUUCCGUUCCACAAGUUGACACAAUGGCUCUGCUACUCACUCAUGGCACCGAUGACAAAAGUGAUGAAGAUUCAGUUUUCCGGGACCGGACUUCUGACGGGGCUACCCGAAUAUCGGAACGGAGGACUUCUCAUCGAUAUGGGCCUCUUGAACCUGAAACGCGAAGAUGCUGAGCGGGGCAUCCAGGCGUAUAAAUCCAACUCAAUGAUCAAAGGCCAGCCAAAUGUAGAAGUAGUUCCACUUUUUACGGUGGACGAUGAUGUGAUUGUGGAGUGGAGAGCUCUUACAGUCGGGUUCCUGGACGAAUUGCUUGAGGAAGUGAACAAUCUAUUAGGUCUACCUUCUGCGGAGCGUCUAACCCUUGCACAGAUGCUCGAAGCUGGAACUUGGAAGGGAGGGCGUGAAAUUGCGGAGGUUUCUCGGCCGAACACGAAAGAAGCCCCCAUUAUGAUUCUUUCCGAUGGGACUGUCUUUUAA
Messenger RNA from Histoplasma mississippiense, 1515 nucleotides. RefSeq lists its product as hypothetical. The transcript has 4 exons. NCBI's taxonomy places the organism in Eukaryota, Fungi, Ascomycota, Eurotiomycetes, Onygenales, Ajellomycetaceae. The record is from RefSeq and is a predicted model, not a curated record. Bases 1 to 1515 code for a protein of 504 amino acids.